AUGGCUGCUGCCAGCUACUCUGCAGUGUUCAGAUCACUGCUUUUGGUGCUGGUUCUAGCAGUCACCAUAAGGAGCUCACCCCAUGGCAGGUUAGUCCAUCCUCCACCCCACAAGCACAGGAGCUCUGUGAGGCUGAGUGAAGAUUGCCUGAACCAAAAGGAUCUCAAGUUCCCCACGGUGGUGCCAGUUGACAUCCGCAUCAGCAGCCCAGGCCAUGCCUUGGCAGCAGUCCGUGACAUCCAGAACCGCUCCCUUGCUCCUUGGGAUUACAGGCUGGACGAGGACCCCAACCGCUUCCCCCAGGUGAUUGCUGACGCUGAGUGCCGCCUCUCCAGCUGUGUGAACCCGAUGGGGCAGGAGGACUACAGCCUCAACUCCGUCCCCAUCCAGCAGGAGAUCCUCAUCCUGCGGCGGCAGCAGGAGGGCUGCCUGCCCACCUACCGCCUGGAGAAGCAGCUCAUCACCGUGGGCUGCACCUGUGCUGCUCCCAUCGUCCACCGCCACUCCUAG
Pogoniulus pusillus (Red-fronted tinkerbird) is the source of this 510-nucleotide messenger RNA. Its product is annotated as interleukin-17F-like. Gene Ontology annotation, cellular component: extracellular region. The coding region runs from base 1 to 510 and encodes 169 amino acids. The transcript is spliced from 3 exons. Lineage: Eukaryota; Metazoa; Chordata; Aves; Piciformes; Lybiidae. Gene Ontology annotation, biological process: inflammatory response. The record is from RefSeq and is a predicted model, not a curated record. Gene Ontology annotation, molecular function: cytokine activity.